Ictidomys tridecemlineatus (thirteen-lined ground squirrel) is the source of this 310-nucleotide messenger RNA. Lineage: Eukaryota; Metazoa; Chordata; Mammalia; Rodentia; Sciuridae. The record is from RefSeq and is a predicted model, not a curated record.
ACUGCUUCUUUUUGAGAGGAUGCUGUUGUGGGUGCAGCGGAGCACUGUCCUGCCCGAUUCUGCUCCUGACUCACCAAUCUUCUCUCUUGCCGAGAAACAAGUCAGUCAGGAAGCCAUGCCAACCAAGACUUUGAGAAUCACCACAAGAAAAACACCUUGUGGUGAAGGUUCCAAGACAUGGGAUCUUUUCCAGAUGAGAAUCCACAAUCGACUGGUUGACUUGCAUAGCCCUUCUGAGAUCAUUAAGCAGAUUACUUCCUGUAGUAUUGAGCCAGGAGUGGAGGUUGAAGUCACCAUUGCAGAUGUCUAA